AUGUCUAAUAUUCGAAAAUCAAGUAGUAUAGACAAGAAGGAGUUUACAGCAGAGCAAGAGCUUCAGGAGACUUUACGUCUGCCUGAGCACCAGAGACAGCCAAUUAGAGAUCUUUCGGAAGAGGAAGACCAGACAGAUUAUUCAGAGGUGGAAUCUAACCUAUCUAGUACUACUACUGCUAGUAAUGACAUUUCACCGAAACUCAUUGCAGAUAUACUGAGUCAGAUCAGUAAGACAGUAGUAUUUACACAGGUUCCGUUUGACGUAAUGUUGCAACUUCGAGUUACUUGGACGAUAUUCGAUCCAUUGAAACAAAUGUCGAAUGGAUUUAGACUGACUCUCAUAAGUAUGGGAAUAACAAGUCAGGCGAAUCCAAAUUUGUAUGCAUUACGUGAGAAAACUGAGGAAUUGGCAGAGCGCUUGGGACAAGAGGAAUCAUUAGGGAAGACAACACCAUGGGGUGAAGUAGAAAAGGAAUGGGUGAAACUAGUAACUAAAUAUGCACAGCGGAAGGCAUUUGUAGUACCUACUAUCAAGCAGGCAUACAAUGACUGGACAGUAUGGUUAGACCAUAUCUAUGCUGCCAUACACAUUGGAGGAUAUUCUAUUGAAAGACUAGCCAGUGAGAUUGAAACAGGUGGAACUAACAAGUAUCCAGAAGGUUGGAAGAGUAUCAACUGGGAUUUAAGCUCAUCCGAAAUCUAUUAUCAAAUGAAAAAUAGGUGUCCAACAAGAAACAUGUUAACUGGACAAACCUUAACCCAAGAUGUUAAUCCGAAAUCAAAGCACAAGUCUAAAAAGAAAUCUGCAGAUAAGACUUACACUAAGUGUAAGAAAACAGGACAUGUGGCUAAGAAUUGCUAUGAAAAACCAGCAACAGAUAAGUCGAUCCGAAGAGGGGAAACAUCCGUAUUCGACCCAAAUAGAGCUUUAAUCCGGAUUGGAGCCCAAGACACCACUGGCUAUCUGGGCAGUGAUACGUAUAUAACUGUUAUAAACAGAAUCUUAUACAACUCAUUGGUUAAAGCCAAGUGCAUCAUCAGUGAGAAGAACUCCGAUCAAGUUCUAAGAGGAGCAAUGAGCCGGCAUACGGAAAAACCGUACAAGGAAAUUAUGGUAAACAUUACAUGUAAAGGGGAAGAUUUAGGGACUCAUGCGAUAACAGUAUUGUCAAACAAAAAACUGUGA
Molecule: messenger RNA, 1188 nt
Organism: Nematocida parisii ERTm1
Lineage: Eukaryota; Fungi; Microsporidia
Exons: 1
Coding region: 1-1188 (395 amino acids)
Source: RefSeq, a predicted model, not a curated record